Messenger RNA from Brassica oleracea var. oleracea, 1662 nucleotides. RefSeq names its product delta(8)-fatty-acid desaturase 1-like. NCBI's taxonomy places the organism in Eukaryota, Viridiplantae, Streptophyta, Magnoliopsida, Brassicales, Brassicaceae. Gene Ontology annotation, cellular component: membrane. The record is from RefSeq and is a predicted model, not a curated record. The transcript has a single exon. Gene Ontology annotation, biological process: lipid metabolic process. Bases 160 to 1509 code for a protein of 449 amino acids. Gene Ontology annotation, molecular function: oxidoreductase activity, acting on paired donors, with oxidation of a pair of donors resulting in the reduction of molecular oxygen to two molecules of water.
GAAGCUAUAGAAACAAUAAUAACCAUAAAAUAUAUAACAGAGGAUAAAAAGACAAGCAGAGAGAUAGAGAGAGAAGGAUUCGAUUCAAAUUCCGAUUCACCGGAGAGAUUCAUCUCUUUUCUCUCCCUCUCUCUAUCUGUCUGAUCUCCGAUCUCAUCAAUGGCGGAACAGACGGAGAAAAAGUACAUUACGAAAGAAGAUCUGAGCAAACACAACAAACCCGGAGACCUCUGGAUCGCGAUCCAAGGCAAAGUCUACGACGUCUCCGAUUGGAUCAAAUCCCAUCCCGGCGGCGAAGCGUUGAUCGUCAAUCUCGCCGGCCAAGACGUCACCGAUGCCUUCAUCGCAUUCCACCCUGGAACCGCGUGGCACCACCUCAACAGCUUCUUCACCGGCUACCACAUCGGAGACUCUCAGGUCUCCGAGAUCUCGCGCGAUUACCGCCGCCUAGCCGCCGAGUUUCGCAAACUCGGCCUCUUCGAGAAAAAAGGACACGUCACGCUCUACACCUUAACCUUCGUCGCCGCCCUGUUCGCCGCCGUCCUCUACGGCGUCUUGGCGUGCACCUCCGUCGUCGCUCACCAGAUCGCCGCCGCGAUACUCGGUCUCCUCUGGAUGCAGAGCGCGUACAUAGGCCACGACUCGGGGCACUACGUCAUCAUGAAGAACAAGUCGUACAACAAGUUCGCUCAGCUUCUCUCCGGCAACUGCAUCACCGGGAUCUCCAUCGCGUGGUGGAAGUGGACCCACAACGCUCACCACCUCUCUUGCAACAGCCUCGACUACGACCCCGACGUGCAGCACAUCCCCGUCUUCGCCGUAUCCUCCAAGUUCUUCAGCUCCAUGACGUCACGUUUCUACGAUCGGAAGCUCACGUUUGACCCGCUCGCGAGGUUCCUCGUCAGCUACCAGCACUUUACUUAUUACCCGGUCAUGUGCUUCGGGAGGAUCAACCUUUUUAUCCAAACGUUCCUUCUCCUCUUCUCGAAGCGUGAGUUCCCCGACCGUGCUCUCAACUUAGCUGGGAUCUUGGUGUUUUGGACAUGGUUCCCGCUCUUGGUCUCUUGUCUCCCAACUUGGCCUGAGAGAUUCUUCUUUGUCUUGACGAGCUUCACGGUCACGGCGCUUCAGCAUAUUCAAUUCACGCUUAACCAUUUUGCGGCUGAUGUCUACAUGGGUCCACCUACGGGUAACGACUGGUUCGAGAAGCAAACAGCUGGGACGUUGGAUAUCUCGUGUACUUCCUACAUGGAUUGGUUCUUUGGUGGGUUACAGUUUCAGCUCGAGCAUCAUUUGUUCCCUAGGCUGCCACGUUGCCAUCUCAGAAAAGUGUCUCCUGUGGUACAAGAGCUUUGCAAGAAGCAUAAUCUUCAGUAUAGGAGUCUUUCGUGGUGGGAGGCUAAUGUGUGGACCAUUAGGACUUUGAAGAAAGCUGCUUAUCAAGCUAGAGAUGCUGCUAAUCCUGUGGUUAAGAACUUGGUUUGGGAAGCUUUGAAUACUCAUGGCUAAGUUGACUUUAAAUCAAACAAAAAGCUCUUGUUUUCGUUUGGUCAUUAUCAUCAUGUGUUUUUAUUUAUAUUUUCUUUUGUAUCUUUUAACAAUUCGUGUUGUUUACUAUGGAAGAGUUGCUAGAUUGAGUUGAAUCGAGAUUUAAUUUAUUUA